AUGCCAAAUUGUCUCAAAUAUGAAGAAAGAGAUAAAUACAUAAAAUAUUAUAUGUUACCGAAUAAAAGCAACCAGAGUGAUGACACACAUUCUAAAGGAUUAGAAAUUUGUCAAAUUACUACACUCGAUCAGAAUAAAGCUGAUUGUUUGAUAAUAAUGAGAAUGUCUUUAAGAAUUUCUGGUGUUAAAACACUUAUAAAAGACUUUGCUAGAGCAGUUCAUGGUCGUAAAGGUUAUGUGAUAUUGGUAAAUACUACAGAUAUUGUUACUAAAGAAUGGAAUGAGUUUAUUGACUAUCAAAUAGAAGGUACCUGUAAUGAGUGGGUUAAUCUUGUUGAUAUAGAAUUAUUAGAAAUCAAAAAAAUAACAUCAAAAAAUAAAUUAAAAAAUAAAAGUAAUUUAGAUAAUACAAGUGACAAAAAACAAGUAGGAAAAAAAAGAAAAACAGAGUAA
Dentiscutata heterogama is the source of this 453-nucleotide messenger RNA. The record is from the annotation of a GenBank genome assembly. NCBI's taxonomy places the organism in Eukaryota, Fungi, Glomeromycota, Glomeromycetes, Diversisporales, Gigasporaceae.